AUGUAUGAGAAAAGUAUGAAGGCAGUUCAUGUUGCAAAUUUAUGCAUUGAUAAGAAGUUUGUUCAUACUUGUGCAUCUGGAUGUUCUCCUAAUUGUCCCAAAUCAAGAACAUGGAUUUGUUUUACAUGCCAUAGAAAAAUUCUGAGUGGAAAUGUUCCAGCUGAAGCAGCAUUUAACAACAUGUGUUUAGAAGAUAUUCCACUAGAGCUCAAUGACCUGAAUACUUUAGAGCAGCAUCUAAUUGCUCUGCAUAUACCUUUCAUGAAAGUAACCAUGCUUCCAAAAGGCGGUCAACAAAAUGUACAUGGGCCUGUUGUAUGUGUGCCAUCAAAUGUAAAGAAAACAAGCAGUUUACCUCUGAAUGAAAAUGAAAAUCUCUUGUUACGAGUGAAACUCAAACGAAAGUUGUCAUACAAGGGAUAUUAUGAAUAUCAGUUUGUGAACCCAAAUCACAUUAAGAUAGCCCUUAACUACCUGAAAGAAAACAAUCAGUGGUAUCAUGAUGUCGAAAUCAACUCAACAUGGGAAAAUGAUAAUGACCAAAGUACCUUAUUCAGUCAGCCAGAAGCAUUUGACAGUGAAGAAAUAAGUGAAGAACAGAACAGUGCCAUGCAAGAAGUUGCUACAGAUACGUGUUUACAACCUGUAGAUAUUGCGCAGGAAGUUCUUGAUCACUACUUUGAUGAUGUUUAUAAUCUUGCUCCGGGUGAAGGACAGAAUCCUGUAAGAAUGUUGCAAGAGGAGGGCAAUGAAGCAAAAACUUUUCCUCAUUUAUUUCCAACUGGAAAAUAUUCAUGGAAUGAAAGUCGAGAUGUAAGGAUUACUCUUUCUCGAUAUUUUAACAACAGGCUGAUGAAUGCAGAUAACAGAUUUGCAAAGGAUACCAAUUACAUUUUCUUUUGUCAGAACCUAUCUGAAUUGAACCAGGUUAUUGAGAAAACACAAAUUUCAAUUCGCAAAUCUGUAUCGAAACUUGAUGGAGGGAUACAAGUCACAACAGAAAUGUUACAGAAUCCUGUUGUACUUGCCAAGCUGCUUAGGAGUGAUGAGGCUAUGCGAUUUAUGCAACCAAUUAGAGGAACACCUGCAUAUUGGUCAAGUACACAAAAAGAUCUUUUUGCUAUGCUUCGACAACUUGGAAUCCCCACAUGGUUUUGUUCUUUUUCUGCAGCAGAAUAUAGGUGGAAUGAAAUACUGGGUUCAAUUAUGCUACAUAUGAAUGACAGCAGAAAUCCUUCUGAUCUAGAUUGGUCUGAGAAAAGUGAAAUUCUAAGAAGCAAUCCUGUAACUGUUGCUAGAAUGUUUGAACACAGGUUCCAUAUAUUCCAGAAAAAUGUAAUAAUGUCACCAGCAAAACCAAUAGGAACCAUUGUAGAUUACUUUGUAAGAGUUGAGUUUCAGCAAAGGGGUUCUCCUCAUAUGCACUGCUUGUACUGGGUUGAGAAUGCUCCAAAAUUAGAUGAGGACAGUGAGGAGACUAUUUGUCACUUCAUUGAUAGGCAUAUCACAUGUGCUCUGCCAUCAAAUGACACUGACCAAGAACUUAGACAAAUUGUAUUGGAUGUACAACAACACAGCAAAGGACACUCAAAAUCAUGCAGGAAGAAAGGAACAGAAUGUAGAUUCAACUUUCCAAGACCGCCUUCAGAGUGCACAUUCAUUUCAAGACAAUUAGAACAAAAUGUGGAUGAGUCAAGUAGUGAGUUAGGUAGUGUGCAGGCAAAGGAGAUUUUGUUGAAGGUGUGGAAUGAAGUAAUGGAUGAUGCAAAGGCAUUUAAAACAACAGAGGAAAUAUUCAGCAAUAUAAACUUAUCACAGGAUUUGUAUGAAAAAGCACACAGAGUAUUGGCCUCUAAAACAUUGACUGUUUUGAAACGAAAUCCAACAGAAAUGUGGACAAAUCAGUACAACCCAUGCCUGCUCAAAAGCUGGGAUGCAAAUAUGGAUAUACAGUAUGUAUUAGACCCUUUCAGCUGCAUUGUCUACAUUAUAUCAUACAUUUCAAAGUCUGAAAGGGAGAUGGGAAUGCUAUUAAAACAAACUCAACUUGAAGCAGCAGAGGGAAAUUUGAGUGCACAUGAUACCAUCAAGAGAGUAGGAUCAGCUUAUCUCAAUCACAGAGAGGUCAGUGCACAGGAAGCAGUAUACAGGGUGUGCAAUCUGAAGAUGAAAGAAAGUUCAAGAAAAGUCAUUUUCAUUCCUGUGGGGGAAAAUCCAACUCGUCUGAGUAAGCCUCUUGCACAAAUAAAAAAAAAUCGGGAAAUUGAGGUUGAUGAAAAUGAUUUAAAUGCAGAUGACAAUGAUGAGGAAGAAGAUAGUAUGUGGAUGACAAAUAUUGUGGAAAGGUAUGAAAACCGCCCAGAGUUAAAUAUUUUCCAUAAAAUGUGUCUUGCUGAAUUUUGCUCAGAGUACAGAGUGCUUAGUAAAUCUCAGAUCCCUACGGGCAAAAAAGAUGGUGUGUAUGAAUUGAGAAAUGGAAAGGGUUACAUUCAAAAGAGAAGUAGAGGCAAACCUGCUGUAAUACGAUAUCCAAGAUUCCAUCGAGAUAACGCACCUGAGAAAUAUUAUCAGUGUCUGCUAAAACUUUUCCUUCCAUACUGGAAUCUGAAUCAGUUGAGACCAGCUGGAUUUGAUUUGUACCAGACAUUUUAUGAGAGUGGACAUGUGAGGGUGAAACCAAACACAAACUUGGAAAAAGUUAAAAGCAUAGUGGACAGUAAUCAUGUUUACUUCUCAAAAAGUGAGGAUGAUAUUGAAAAUGCCCAGGAUGCAUUAGAAAUGCUUGGUGAACCAGAGGACGCAUGGGCAAGUUUAUGUCCAGAAACAGAAUUAAAUCGAAGAGAAUGUUUGAAUGAAAAAUUAAGAAAUGAUCAGGAGAAUACAGAAUCAGAGGUCACAAAUGAAAUUGAGUGUAGUGGCUCUGAUGAUGCUAUAUAUCAUUUAAGAGAGACUCAAAGCACCAGAAAAGAGAUGCUUCCUUUACUGUGCAGUUUGAAUGACAAACAGAAGCUCAUCUUUUAUGCUGUUCAUGAAUGGUGUGUCAAGAAAAUGACUGGAGAGAAUGUAAAACCUAUGCACAUUUUUAUAACUGGAGGAGCAGGGACAGGGAAAAGCCAUCUGAUUAAGACAAUACACUAUGAAGCUUCUCGUCUCUUUGAAAAAUCAUUGCCUUCUCCAAAUGCAGUAUCGGUGAUUCUCACAGCUUUUACAGGAACAGCAGCAUUCAAUAUUGGAGGAAAUACCAUUCAUCAUGUGUUUUCUUUAACAAAAGCUUUACCAAUUCCAUAUCAACCCUUGAAGGAACAAAGUUUGAGUGGGAUAAGAACGAGAUUAGAACAUUUGCAGAUUUUGGUCAUUGAUGAGGUUUCCAUGGUGUACAAAAGAUUGUUGUAUUACAUUCAUGAACGACUUGUCCAAAUCAAAAAAUGUAAAGAUCCAUUUGGUGGUGUAUCUGUGAUAGCAGUUGGAGAUUUUUAUCAACUUCCACCUGUUAAACAACGAAAAGAUGAAAGAUUGUACAAAGAAAAUGGUUCAUAUCCAGUUGACUUCUGGCUAGAUUUUUUUAAAAUUGUAGAAUUAGAUGAAAUUAUGCGACAACGUGAAGAUAAAGCAUUUGCAACUGUUCUGAAUUCAUUGCGUGUUCGAACAUGUGAAGAACCUUUAUCAGAUGAAGCAUUGGAAACACUGCGGGAAUGCAUCAGAGAAGGACCAGAUGAUGUUCUUCAUGUUUAUUCUACUAACCAAGAGGCCAAUGAAUUCAAUCUUAAAAUGCUGCAUGGGAAUUGUGAGGAAUUAAUUGAAGUGCAUGCAGAUGAUUAUCAGAAAGAUAAGACAACGGGGAAAUUAACUUUACGUGACAAACCUUUGGUUAGUACCCGAGUUGAUGGCCUCUCUGCUACCUUACUUUUGGCUGUGAAUGCAAGAGUAAUGCUGACACGAAAUGUAUGUGUUGAAGAUGGACUAGUGAAUGGUGCAAUGGGAUAUAUUUCAAAUUUUGUGUUUAAAAGAAAACAGCCUGCACCAGCAGUAGAAGUAGUUGAAGUCAUUUUUGAUAGUUCAAGUAUUGGUAAAAUACAAGGGAAGAAAACACCCAAAGGGAAUAUUGUCCCAAUUAAAAGAGUGGAGGAAGAGAUGAAUGAGAAAAAUAUAAAGAGUAUUGUCAGACAUCAAUUUCCACUGAAACUGUCAUGGGCAUGCACAGCACAUAAAGUUCAAGGCAUGACCGCCAAGAGUGUUGUUGUGAACUUAGAUCGGACUUUCUCUCCUGGUCAAGCAUAUGUAGCAGUCAGCCGUGUUACUUCAAAAGAUGGUCUGUUCAUUGAGAUGAAUGAUGAAAGUGUCCUGCAGAAAAAAAUUUAUGCUGAUUUAGAUGUGAAGUUAGCACUUAAUAGAAUGGUAAGAUACAAUUUAGAUGAAGAAUUGACAUGCAAUGUAGCAAAGUUUGAAAAUUACAAAACAAUUCUAUUGUUUAAUGUGCAGAGUUUGAGAGGACACUUUCAGGAGAUGAAUUGUGACAGCAGGUUGAUGAAAGCUGAUUUUGUAUGUUUAACAGAAACAUGGCUGAGAGAAAAUGAGAACAUCCGAGAUAUUGAAAUUUCAGGGUUUGACUUUCACCAUAUUCCACGUAGCCAGUGUUACGAUGAUAGUGAAGAUGUGAUGACAAGACUAAAAACAGCUAAAGGUGGUGGGGUUGGAGUGUACAAGAAGAAAACCAAUGAGACAAUCUUGAUCAAUGCUUUGGAAUACAAGAAUAUAGAGGGAUUAACUGUAGAAAUCCAUGAGGAGGAUAUUGCAAUCAUUGUACUCUACCGACCGAGUGUACUACCUGUAAACAAUUUUCUUGACACAUUGCAAAAAGUGGUGGAUUUUUACAAGAAGCGUUUUAGCAACUUGUUCAUUAUUGGUGACAUGAAUGAAGAUGCCAAAGCCCAAGGACCCAUACAAACAUUCUUAGAAUCUAUGGGAUUUAUGCAGUUGGUGCAGUUUUACACAACAGAGGGUGGAACAACUUUAGAUCAUGUAUAUGUUACUGGUUCUCUGGAAGCCUGUGUGCACAAAAAAUCGUUGUUUUUCAGUUAUCAUGAAGCUAUAGAAAUUCAUGUGAGAACUCAAAAAAAUAAAGAUUCAGACUAA
Messenger RNA from Saccostrea echinata, 5133 nucleotides. RefSeq lists its product as uncharacterized. The record is from RefSeq and is a predicted model, not a curated record. Lineage: Eukaryota; Metazoa; Mollusca; Bivalvia; Ostreida; Ostreidae. The transcript has a single exon. Gene Ontology annotation, biological process: DNA repair; telomere maintenance. Bases 1 to 5133 code for a protein of 1710 amino acids. Gene Ontology annotation, molecular function: DNA helicase activity; ATP hydrolysis activity.